Molecule: messenger RNA, 1986 nt
Organism: Rotaria socialis
Lineage: Eukaryota; Metazoa; Rotifera; Eurotatoria; Philodinida; Philodinidae
Source: the annotation of a GenBank genome assembly
AUGGCAACAACUAGUGAUCAAGCAGGCUUUUUCGAUCUUCAAAUUGAAUCACCAUCAAGCUCAUGUUCAUCAUCACCACCAACAUCAUUGAAACCAGUUGAUAGUCAAAAUGAAAUUGAUUCUGGCUGUGGUAGUGAUGAUGAUCCCGCAUUAGCUUUGAAAAUUAAUAAAGGUCUUUCGAUGGGCUAUGAUUAUGAAUUAAUCAAAAGUGUUAUACAACAACAAAACGAUGGUGAUGAUAUGUCGAAAUUUAUUGAAACAAUUGUACGUACAGCUGAAGUGAAUAGUAAUUCAAACAUAAUAUCAACCAAUAAUAAUAAUAAUAAUAAUAAUAAUAGUCCAUCAAGUAAAAGUUGUUCACCAACAACUAUCAAUCAAAAAGCAGAUAUGGAUUUAUCAUCGAUGAAUUCAAAUUGUUCCGAAACAACAAUGCCUAUUCCACAUGAUAUUUACAUUAUUGAUGGUGCCGAUCUUGCCUAUAGCUUUGGUAAUAAUGUUUUUUCAUGGCGUGGUAUUGAAAUUUGUAUAAAAUAUUUACAUUCACAUGGCCAUAAGAAAGUUUUUGUUGCUCUGCCAUAUUCAUUGAAACAUCAUCGACAUGAUCAAAGUUUUUCGGAAUCAAAAUCGUUACGUGAUUUAGAACGUAAAAAUAUGCUUGUUUAUACAAAUCGUAUGUCAAAACAAACAAAUAAGCCAGGUUCCUAUACGCAUAUAAGUGAAAUGUUGAAAUUUUCACAAAAAACCAAAGGACAUUUAAUAACAAAUGUGUCGUUAAAAGAUGUUAUUCUUGAUUUUACUAUUUAUAAGCAUAUUAUCGAAGAAAAAGUAAUUCGUUAUCGUUUUCAAAAUGAUAAUUUUCAACCAUUAUUAGUAACAAUUGUAAGUGGUGAUGAUGGAAAUGAUUGUGAAACACAUUAUCCAUUAUGUCCUUAUGGUAAAAAAUGUACAUAUGGUUCAAAAUGCAAAUACUUCCAUAUUGAACGGCGUUAUCAAAAUCCAUUAUCAAUAACUGAAAGUCUUCAAAUGAAAGCACGAUUAGAAAAAUCAAAAUUACAACAUCAAUCAUCGAAUCCACCUAUGAUACCAGUAUUAGCCAAUAAUGGAUUUAAGUCAGCAUUUAAUCAGACAAAAUCAGGUCCUGAUCAUAUACAUAUGUAUAAUGAUAGACAUUCACCAAUACCAUUUUAUCCAACCAUGGAACAAACUCUUAUUGAUGAUGCACGGGCAGCUUAUGAAUACGGUUUAUCAUCGACAUCGCCAAUGUCAACUUCAAAUGAUUUUUCAUUUGUUGAUCAGCGUUUACCAAUGCAACAGCAACAACAACAACAAACAAGACAAACACAAAUUCCAACACAUCAUAGUUGGUUCGGAACACCUAAUCAACAACAGUCAGCUUUUAAUCGAACAUUUUCUAUGCCACAACAACAACAACAAACAAAUUUAUUUUCAAAUAAUGAUUCUCAACGGCUCAUGGAAGAACAGCAACAAAUGGCAGCAACAAUGCUCAUACAUCAACAAAAUUGGGCUCGUCAACAACAACAACAACAACAACAACAAAUGUUUUCCAUGCAACAACAGCAACAACCACAACAAUUCGAACAGAAUGUUCUUCGUCUACUAUCAAUGCUGUCCUUCCAGCAACAAAAUAAUAUGAUGAAUAAUCAUAAUCAACAUUUAUCAUCUGUUAAUACCAUGAUGCCAUCCAUGACAAGUCAAUCAUCUCAACAGCAGCAGCAGCAACAACAACAACAAGAAAGUCCAUAUGAUCGUUCUUCAAUGAAUAGUCAACAAUAUCUGGCCGAUAAAAUUCAAGCUGUACGUCAUCUUUGGGAAUCAGAAAGUCAAUACGCGAGUUCUUCAUCACAUUCUCAACAAAUGCAAAAUUAUAAUCUACAACAAGCAUCACCUAUGGUUGAUUCAACUCUAUUUAGUCCUAUGAAUACAUCAUUUCAACAAGGAACUCAUGGUUUUAUUCAAUUUCAAUAA